Messenger RNA from Elgaria multicarinata webbii, 1747 nucleotides. RefSeq names its product beta-1,4-galactosyltransferase 7 (gene B4GALT7). The coding region runs from base 57 to 1028 and encodes 323 amino acids. Gene Ontology annotation, biological process: proteoglycan biosynthetic process; carbohydrate metabolic process. Lineage: Eukaryota; Metazoa; Chordata; Lepidosauria; Squamata; Anguidae. The transcript has 6 exons. The record is from RefSeq and is a predicted model, not a curated record. Gene Ontology annotation, cellular component: Golgi apparatus. Gene Ontology annotation, molecular function: xylosylprotein 4-beta-galactosyltransferase activity.
CCUAGUGUCCUAGCCAACGUGUCUCGGGCGGGGAGUCCUGCCGUCAAGGCGGCAGGAUGUUCCCGUCCCGACGCAAGUCGGCUAUGUAUCGUCGAGUAGGCGGCAGGUCCUGCCGGCUGCUGGGCAUCCUACCCCGGAAAUGCUCUCUCUUUCAGCUCUUCUUUGUUGCUCUAUUGCUGGGUUUUCUUUCCCUGUUGUGGCUGCAGCUCAGUUGCUCAGGGGAUGUGGCUAGAAGUCAACGAACUGAGGGUACGGUGCUUCAGAAACCCUGCCCUUUUGAGCCUCUACCUCAGCUUCCUGAUGACCCAUCAUGGGGACCCCACCGCCUGGCAGUGUUGGUGCCUUUCCGAGAGCGCUUUGAGGAGUUGCUGGCUUUUGUGCCCCACAUGCAUCGCUUCCUCAGCAGGAAGAAAAUUCGCCAUCAUAUCUUUAUACUCAACCAGGUGGAUCAUUACAGGUUCAACAGAGCAUCUCUGAUCAAUGUGGGCUUCCUGGAAAGCGGCAAUGACACGGACUACAUUGCCAUGCAUGAUGUCGACUUGCUACCUCUCAACGAGGAAUUGGACUAUGGCUUCCCAGCUGCUGGCCCUUUCCACGUGGCAUCACCUGAGCUACACCCUCUCUAUCACUAUGGCACCUACGUGGGUGGCAUCUUGCUGCUCACCAAACAGCACUAUCGAAUGUGUAAUGGAAUGUCCAACCGCUUCUGGGGCUGGGGCCGGGAGGACGAUGAAUUUUACCGCCGCAUCAGAGGAGCUGGACUUCAACUCUUCCGGCCCUUAGGCAUUAAGAGUGGAUACAAGACAUUCCAACAUCUGCAUGACCCGGCUUGGCGUAAGAGAGACCAGAAGCGCAUUGCUUCCCAGAAGCAGGAGCAGUUCAAGGUGGAUCGUAGCGGAGGCUUAACCAACCUCGAAUACAAAGUGGAGUCACGCACUCCGUUGAGUGUGGCAGGAGCUCCCUGCACAAUCCUCAACAUCUUGCUAGAAUGUGACUCCAGUGAGACUCCCUGGUGUGUGUUUGGGUGAGCUGCCUACCACGUAGACUGCCUAUUGUAUUACUGUUGCAGCUGGUUGCUGCUGGACUCUCUGAAGGCAGGUCCUUCUGCAGGAACCAACAACAGAGCAUAGAUGCCCAUGGCUCAGAUGGUUAAAAAGAGGGCUGAGGAUCCAUACCAGUUGACGGGUAUAUGUCGGGCAUUGCCUCUUCCAUGUGGAUACUGCAAGGUGACAACGAAUGCAGAAGUGCUGGCAAGACUAAAUGGCCUGAGUCCCUGCUCAGACUGCUUGCCAUUCCAAAGGAUGUUGUCUUGGCUACCUACAUCUCAACAAGCUAAAGGACAUCUCAGACUCAGAGGCUGGGCCGUGACUAAAUUGUCCUCUUUCUACCAGCCAGGGCUCCAACAGCCAGGUGGUAAAGGGCAUCUCGGCCUGUAGACUUGUUUGGGAGUUGGCUGAUACUUAAAGGACUUACAGGAUCAGCAUCUGGUUAGUUUGUUGGAAAUUUGCUUCUCUCAUGAUAAAAUAUGCAUAAAUGCCUGCUGUGAAACUCUCGUGCCACCCCACUCACCCACCCCGACUCUUCCUCCGGGGGCCUCCUGUUCAAUGGACACCUUGCCCUCUGGCUGUGAGGGUGUCAUCACCUACCACCUUACCUAAGCCCAUUGUGGUAAGGGAUGUUGUUUUUGGGGUCUCCAGGGCUGUAAAAGUGUUUGGCUCAUUGCAAUAAAGCCAUUAAUGCGAGUGGA